This is a messenger RNA of Medicago truncatula (barrel medic), 1364 nucleotides long. RefSeq names its product protein VAPYRIN. The transcript has 2 exons. Gene Ontology annotation, molecular function: protein binding. Lineage: Eukaryota; Viridiplantae; Streptophyta; Magnoliopsida; Fabales; Fabaceae. The record is from RefSeq and is a predicted model, not a curated record. Bases 102 to 1187 code for a protein of 361 amino acids.
UAACUCUAACUCUUUAAUCCAUCCCUAAUAACAAAAAAAAAAAACUCUUGAAUCCAUAUUUCCAAUCCUAAGAACCCUCUCAGAUAACACAAACUUGGUAGAUGGAGAUGGAGAAACUAGUAGAAGUAUGCGAACCAGCAGAGGUUCGCAUAGAAUUCACACUUAAUAGUAAAUGUCGAACAACGAUACAACUUAAGUCACUAAACCCAACCAACCCAAUAGCUUUCAAAAUCCAAACUUCAUCACCCCACAAAUUCCUAGUUAACCCUCCCACUGGACUCAUUCCACCACUCUCCAUGUCCACUUUUCAAGUCAUCCUCAAACCUCAAUCUCAUCUCCCUCCUUCCUAUCCUCGCUCUCCCAAAGACCGUUUUCUCAUCAAAACCGCGGAGUUCACAGCCAACUCUUCUGAUAAUGAUUCAAUUAACGCGUGGUUUGCCUCGUGUUCUUAUGGAUUAUCUACUUAUGAUAUCAAACUCAAAGUGGCGUUUGUUGGUUCGUUUCUUCUAUGUGAUGCUGUUUCUCGCGGUGAUUUGGAAUGUGUUAGGAGUUUGAUCAAACGGCAACGUUCUGUGGUUUUGGAUUUGUCUUUGAAGGAGUCUGAGUCGCUUCUACGAGUUGCUACGGAGUUGGCUCACCCAGAUGAUAUGGUUCAUCUUCUCCUUGAAGCUGGGUUGAGAGUUCAUGAAGCCGUUGGAUUCGAUAAAUUCAAGGGUUCUGAUGAUGUACCUGUGGUGGGUGGGAAUGUUGCUCGUGAUGAAGAACAGCAUGUGGAGGAUGUGGAACAUGGAGAAUUGAUGUUAGAGGCUUCGAGGCAUGGAAAUGUAAGGGAAGUCGAAUUACUGUUACGACGAGGUGUGAAUUUGAACUAUCGUGAUCAUUAUGGCCUAACAGCACUUCAUGCCGCGGCAUUUAAAGGGCACACGAAUGUGGCCUUGAUGCUUAGUGAGGUAGGGUUGGACUUAGAAUGUGAAGAUGAUGAAGGUAAUGUGCCCUUGCAUAUGGCAGUGGAGAGUGGUGAUGUUGAGACAGUUAGGGUUUUUGUUGAAAAAGGUGUGAACCUUAAUGCCAUGAACAAGAGGGGUGUCACACCUUUGUAUAUGGCUAGAGUUUGGGGUUAUGAGGAUGUAUGUCAGUUGCUUAUGAGCAAAGGAGCAUUGUCUACUCUUUCUCUUACUUCAGCUUAAAAUUGUAUUUUUUGUCAUUCACCAUCAACCAUAACAAACAAUUUGAGCUGUGAAAAUAGAUGAUGGCAGUAAGAAAUUUGAUAAUCGUUUUACUAUCAAGUACAUAAUUUUAAGGACUAAUAGUUUGAGAGAGUAUGAGUUUAAAUCUUAGUGGAAAUAAUCUUUGGUUUGGUUUUA